Messenger RNA from Megalops cyprinoides (Indo-Pacific tarpon), 3748 nucleotides. It is a transcript of the gene spata13, whose product is annotated as spermatogenesis associated 13. The transcript is spliced from 12 exons. NCBI's taxonomy places the organism in Eukaryota, Metazoa, Chordata, Actinopteri, Elopiformes, Megalopidae. Gene Ontology annotation, molecular function: protein binding; guanyl-nucleotide exchange factor activity. Bases 207 to 2627 code for a protein of 806 amino acids. The record is from RefSeq and is a predicted model, not a curated record.
UCUGCCCUCAGGACUGUGCAGGCAGCGGCGUCCCGCAGGGAAACACCGAGGGCCACAGUCACAGUUCCCUCCUCCAGCCACAGGGGGCGCUGUGCCAACAGACUGAGAGCUGGGAGAGGAGGGACAGGGAGCAGGUUGUGUCAGAAGACGGGGAGUCAUCGCCUCAGGGUGGAUCAGAAGCGAGGCAGCCAACAGAUACAGCGACAAUGGGCUUGCCUUUAUGUGGAGCGGACACACCCACGUCAAACACACCCACACAUUCAGCGGACACGCCCACUUCGCACACACCCACACAUUCAGCGGACACGCCCACUUCGGACACACCCACACAUUCAGUGGACACGGCCACCUCAGACACACCCACGCGUUCAGCAGACAUGCCCACCUCUGACAUGCCCACAUUGGACACGCCCACCCUGGACUCACCCAUAUCGGACACGCCCACCCAGGACACACCCACCCCGGGCACGCCCACAGCAGCAGCAGCUGACCCCCCUGUGAGUCCGGCUGACCCGCCCCGGAGGAGAGGAGGCCGGACGAGACCCCGCCCCCUGUCUGACUAUGGUCAGCUGGCCAGCAGGAAGUUCUCCAUCCCUGAGGAGGAAGUGGAACAUCAGAGGGAAGAGCUGAACGGCCCCGCCCAAACGGACCGCGGCGCUAACGGCCGACCCGGCUCCGGCCAGGAGGACUGUAACAGCAGCGAGGGGCGUCUCCCCAGCCUACAGCCCCACCACAGAAAGCGGCGCCCCAGCUCUGUCAUCGGGGGGGUGGACCUGUACCCCUCGUCCACUGUGGAGGAGCGGGUGGACUCGGCGCACCCCCGGCCACCCGUCCCGUCCCACCAGGUGCCCCCCUACAGGGCGGUGUCAGCCAGGCUGCGCCCCUGCCCCCUCUCCCAGAGCACCCCCAUCGGGCUGGAUCGCCUCGGCAGCCGCCCCCGCCUGCACAGAAUUCUCAGCGACGCAGGGGCAGAGAGCUCAGGCAUGCUGGAUGACAGUGUGAGUGAGGAAGACGGCAGCUUCGAUGAGCUCAGUGAUGUCACACCCUACCUACAGCCAGGGACAGAGCUGUCCAAACUCAACGAGUGGAUAGCCUCGGGGCAGGCGGUGUAUGCCGAGGCGCUCUGGGAUCACGUGACGAUGGAGGAGCAGGAGCUGGCCUUCAAAGCGGGAGAGGUCAUCCGCGUGCUGGACGCCAGCAACAAGGACUGGUGGUGGGGCGUGGCCACCGACAGAGAGGCCUGGUUCCCCUCCUGCUUCGUCAGAGUGCGGGUGAAUCAGGAGGAUGCUGUGGUUGCCGCGGUGACAGAGAGUGCUGAGAGCACGCAGGACCGGGAGGAGACCCCGAGCAGCGCGCGGAUGCACAGCUCAGAGCACAGGGACCAGAUGAGGACCAACGUGGUGAAUGAGAUCAUGAACACUGAGCGUGUUUACAUCAAACACCUCAAAGACAUCUGUGAGGGGUACCUGCGGCAGUGCAGGAAGCACACGGGCAUGUUCACCCCCCCGCAGCUCAGCACCAUCUUCAGCAACAUCGAGGAGAUCUACAGGUUCCAGCGCAGGUUCCUCAAGGAGCUGGAGAAGAAAUACAACAAAGAGGAGCCCCACAAGAGCGAGAUCGGCUGCUGCUUCCUCCUGCAGCAGGAGGAGUUCGGGGUGUACUCGGAGUACUGUAAUAACCACCCGCGGGCGUGCUCGGAGCUGCAGCGGCUGAUGAAGCUGCGUCGGUACAGACACUUCUUCGAGGCCUGCCGUCUGCUGCAGCAGAUGAUUGACAUCUCCAUCGCCGGCUUCCUGCUCACGCCCGUGCAGAAGAUCUGCAAGUACCCCCUGCAGCUGGGAGAGCUGCUGAAGUACACCCCCCCAGAACACAGGGACCACGGCAGCGUGAGCGGGGCGUACGAGGCGAUGAAGAAGGUGGCGCGGCUCAUUAAUGAGAGGAAGAGGAGGCUGGAAAACAUCGACACCAUCGCCCACUGGCAGACCGCCAUCCUGCGCUGGGAGGGGGAGGAUGUGCUGAGCCGCAGCUCGGAGCUGAUCCACUCGGGGGAGCUGACGUGGGCGUGGCCCGACGGCAGGACGCAGCAGCGCGUCUUCUUCCUGUUCGACCACCAGAUGGUGUUCUGCAAGAAGGAUGUUCUGCGGCGGGACCUGCUGCAUUACCGCGGCCGGCUGCACACGGACGGGCUGGCGGUGCAGGACCUGCCCGACGGGCGUGACGCCCAGCUCGGCCUCGCCCUCAAACACGCCUUCCGCCUGCGGGACGCCGCCACGCGCGAGGAGUGGACCUUCUGCGCCAGGAAAGCGCAGGACAAGCCGCGCUGGCUGCAGGCCUUCGCCGACGAGCGUCGCCGCGUCCGGGAGGACCAAGAGAUGGGAAUGGAGAUCACAGAGAGCCAGAGGAAGCAAGCGAUUCUCAACGCAAGGAAAUCCAAACGUGGAAAACUGAGAAGUAUGGGCUACGCUGGAUGUCCCGCACCUAACCAGCCCCUGCACCCCCUCCACCAGCGCCACGUUACCGUGCCAACCAGCAUCCCCCAGCAGCCUGUCUUCUCAUUGGCCGAGCCCAAACGCAAGCCCUCCCACCUGUGGAGCAGCUUGGCCCGCCACGCCUUCUUCAGAAAGUGAGGCCGGCGGCCGCGCCUCGCAGACUCUGCCGUCCCGUGCCGUCCCCCGCCCUCCUCUGAGGGGGGACACCACAGAGAGAGGAGGACGCCUCCUGCUGGUGUGGAGGAUUUAGGAACCAAACUGCCUGUGAAACACUGAGACUCUCCCCUCUCCCGUCAAACUGCUGUCAUACCCAUUAUGUUCCAUUUGUAUGUAUACAUCUAUAUGUGUGCUCAUUCAUAUGCAUAUACAUACACUCAGUUAUACAUAGGGCUGUAUACUUUCAGUGUUUUUUACGUUUUGAGUGGUAAAAAUCUGUGCAUGGGUAACGUUGACGUUUAUCAUAGGAUGUUUUUUAAGAGGACGCUGUAGUUUUUAAGUAGCUCACUUUUUACUCAGUGUGGAUGUAAAACAGAGACAGCCUUGGCAAGCACUGUACUAUCCACCACUGCACCAGACCAUCUUACCACUAGAUCAUAGAAUCUCACAUUUUUAAUACAGUCACUGCAUUUAAUUUGGUGCGUGCACAUAUAUAACAUUUUAUACCCGCUGGCUACUGAGAAAUAAAGCUUGUAGAAGUAAAACAGAAAGCUUGUCAAAGACAUCUGUACAAAGACAUCAGCUGGCCAGCUACAUGUUGCCACGGUAGCGCUGACCAGAACCCCCGCCCCUGUCAGUGGGACGAACUGAUCCCAGCCUCCCCAUUGGCUGAAUCUCCUCUUCUGUGAGGCUGCCCAAUAACAAAACAGCAGGAAAACAUCUGAUGCCUCCAGAUCUGCCUCCUGUGAUGUCAUUUCCUCCUGCCUUAUUAUUCGAUGAAGAGUUUUGAAAACCGUCCCUCUCCUGAGCUUAAAGGAAAGAAACAGGGGCUUUGCCUGUCUAAAGAGGUGCGGUCAGUCUGCAUCUGUUUGAGUGAAGGUGUGUGAAACCUACAGAGCUGCCUUCAGUAGAAGGAUUACAGCAUCUCACAGGCAUAAAAGUAUGUGCCAACUGCGUUUUAAUUAAUACCACAAUGAGAAAAUUGUUGCUGUUAUUUUAAAAAGUUACUUUGCAUGAUCUCCCUGAUGUGUUAAACACAUUUUAAGACAUCAUAAUUUUAAAUUCACUGCAGGAAAUUGAUAUACACUUUAAUCAUUUUUUCA